Messenger RNA from Blastocystis hominis, 669 nucleotides. RefSeq lists its product as hypothetical. Lineage: Eukaryota; Bigyra; Opalinata; Blastocystidae. Gene Ontology annotation, molecular function: dolichyl-phosphate beta-D-mannosyltransferase activity. Gene Ontology annotation, biological process: GPI anchor biosynthetic process; protein O-linked glycosylation via mannose. The coding region runs from base 1 to 669 and encodes 222 amino acids. The record is from RefSeq and is a predicted model, not a curated record. The transcript is spliced from 4 exons. Gene Ontology annotation, cellular component: endoplasmic reticulum membrane.
AUGAUCGAUAAGGCAAUGACGAAUAGUGGAAAUCGUUACGAAAUCGUCAUUGUUGAGGAUAACAGUCCUGAUGGGACCUAUGAAGUAGCAGUUGAAUUGCAGAGAAUCUUUGGAAAGGACAAAAUCCAGAUUCUUCAACGGACUGGUAAACUGGGCUUGGGAAGUGCAUAUAUGGAUGGAAUGAAAUUGAUUCAUGGUGAUUACGUAUUUAUUAUGGAUGCUGACUUGUCCCAUCACCCUAAAUACAUGCCCGAGUUCAUUCGCAAGCAGAAGGAGCGUGACUAUGAUGUGGUAACUGGCUCUCGCUAUAUUCCCACAGGCGGUGUUUUUGGUUGGAACUUUAAGAGAAAACUGACUUCGCGCGUUGCAAAUUUUAUCGCUGACUUCAUGCUCAACCCGGGCGUAAGCGACUUGACGGGUAGCUAUCGUCUGUACAAGAGGGAAGCGUUCAACAACAUUAUGCAGAACAUGGAGAGCCGAGGAUAUGUUUUCCAGAUGGAGAUCAUCGUGCGUGCUCACGAUAUGAACUACUCGAUCGGGGAAGUUCCGAUCGUGUUUGUGGAUCGAAUGUACGGCGAGUCGAAGAUGGGAAUGAACGAGAUUAUCCAGUACCUCAAGGGCGUGUUCAAUCUCUUCCUGCAUUGCAUUGUUUGUUCACAAACUCGAUAG